AUGUUCGUUGCUGCCGUGACUUCGGUUCUUGCCAUCCUCCUGUACCUGUUCACCUCCAUCCGCGACGUCGGAGCGCCCUUCAAGGCUUCGCGGGCGUGCUUUUCGGACGCUUGUCUCAGAGACGCCGUAUUCCUGGACCAGCUGCUCUCUUGGAACGUCGUAUGGCCUUGCGACAAUUUCUACAUGUUCGUUUGUCGCCAGUGGAGAAAUCAGUUCGCCGCGACGCCGCUGGCCGGUUCUGUUUCAGCGGACGACGAUUACGUUGCGAAUGCCGAAGGAAAAAUGUACGCGAUUCUCGAAGACCGGAGUCAAGGCUCAAGCGUACUCCAGCCUCUCCGUGAUCUAAUGGACAAGUGCAUGGACGUCGAACAUAUUCAGUUGGACGGUUGGGACCCGCUGCUGGCGUUUAUGUCCGAAGCUUCAAUGGUGACCUUUCCUAUGACACCGCCUACACGACCUUCGUUAUCCGCGUGGAAGACAGCUGGUCACGUGCUUCGAAGAACCGGCACCUCCGCGUUGCUCAGCGUUGGCAUCGCCGCAAAUCCGCGCGUUCUGAACGAUGACAUUGUGCUGAUCGCGCCGCCCGAAAUGCUCACGGACAACAGGAACAUCGAUGUCAACGAGGCCGUGCGUCUCUAUACAGACGCUGUGUUCUCAGCCGUCAAGGCGCUGCGAAAAGAAUUUAUUCCUGCGGCUUAUACCUUGGACAUUGUCAAGUUCGCGGGCAAUCUCGAAAAGCUUUGCGAAUCGAAGUCUCGCGAAAGACAGUCCUAUGAUAUUGCCAGAGCUAACACGUCAUCGCACCUCUUCACAUUUGUUACCGAAGUACUUCGAAGUAGGGAAUCUCUCGCUCCGCGAGUACGAGCAGAUGUCUUGAUCCAGUCGCCGCACCUCGUCUACGAAAUUGUCAAGCUCGUCGAAAACGCGGAACUGCACACCGUUUUCAAUUACAUCUCGCUCAGGUUGAUGAUCCAGACGUCACCGUUCAUACCGCAAAACGACCUGACAGACUUCUACGGCACGCUUGUCCACGGCAAGUAUCAACAUUCGCUUCCGCGGUGGAAGCUCUGCCUUCGCGUUGUUGAGAAGACCUUGUUUCCCCUCGCCUACGUGUCGUUCCUGACUAACCUCAGUGCUCACGCAUCGCCGCUCAAGUUCCCCGACGCGGUCAGCAGUGCUGCGAGAGAGCUCCUUCACGGCGUGAAGACGUCGCCGCUCUUCAACGCCUUCUCGAAAGCUGCCAUCCAGAAAAUGUUCGUCAAGACCCGUUUCAAGGUGCUGGCUCCACCAUGGAUUCACGACGACGUACUUCUGAGAUCCUACUACCAAAGCCUGCCCACCAUAAAGCCGACGGACACAGCCUUUGGAUCCUACGUGGCAACCUUCGAGCGUGUUUUCGCGCAUACCGCAUCGCGCGACUUUUCGGAGCAGUGGAGCCACUCUGCCUUCAGCACGAACUGCUACUACGACGGCAGCGUGCGUACCGUUUUCGUGCCCCUGCUGGUGUUCAACAUCACGGCCGGAGUGGACGCUGCGGCCGAAUAUGCUCAAGUUCCUCGGGCUGCGUACCGCGUGGUCAAGUGUAUCCUGGACAUGCUGUUCACCUACGCGAAUUCGACGUCUGGUGACGAGUCGUGGCUGGACCUCGAGACGCGACGCAGAUUUGAAGACGCCGAGCGCUGCUUCGGUGGAUCGCCGGAUGAGGUUCCGCUGCGCCCGCGGGGUUUUCCGAAGCUGACGGACGCCCUGGCCAUGAAGUUCGCUUUCAACACCUUCCGAACAGCUACCGCGAGCUCUAGAAAAGCAUGGGGCCUGCGGCUUCCCCAUGGCAGAUAUCUGACCAAUGAUCAAUUAUUUUUCGUAUUUCUAGUCAUGCAGGCUUGCGAAAGAACCGGUGACCGCCAGCUGGCGGCUAAGGCCGGUGCAACCUGGAACGUCGUUCUUCGCAGCCACCGGGACUUUCACGCGGCCUUAAACUGCCCCUUGGGCUCCUCGAUGAAUCAAGCUGGUCAUUGUAGCAUAUGA
Molecule: messenger RNA, 2025 nt
Organism: Dermacentor andersoni
Lineage: Eukaryota; Metazoa; Arthropoda; Arachnida; Ixodida; Ixodidae
Product: neprilysin-21-like
Biological process (GO): protein processing
Cellular component (GO): plasma membrane
Molecular function (GO): metalloendopeptidase activity
Source: RefSeq, a predicted model, not a curated record